AUGUAUGACUCCUUCGAUAAUACAUAUCAAGCUACAAUUGGUAUCGAUUUCCUUAGCAAAACAAUGUACUUGGAAGACAGAACGGUCCGUUUACAACUCUGGGACACUGCGGGUCAGGAGCGUUUCCGAUCAUUGAUUCCUUCUUACAUUCGGGAUUCCACCGUCGCUGUAGUAGUCUACGACAUCACAAGUAUGUAG
This is a messenger RNA of Cylicostephanus goldi, 198 nucleotides long. The record is from the annotation of a GenBank genome assembly. NCBI's taxonomy places the organism in Eukaryota, Metazoa, Nematoda, Chromadorea, Rhabditida, Strongylidae.